AUGCCGUCGAACACUUUGACCCGAUGCUUCUUUGAUUUGACAGCUGAUGGCGCGAAUCUCGGGAGAUUGGUUUUUGAGCUGGACACCGAAUUAUGUCCAAAAACCUGCGAGAACUUUGCGUCUCUUUGUCGUGGAACACAGGGUUUCGGCUAUGAAGGCAGUAUCUUCUACCGUGUCGUCCCCGGAUUCUGUGCCUGCAGCGGCGAUUUCGAGACACAAAACAAGGACAGGAAGGGUGGGCGCUCCAUUUAUGGAAAAUGGUUCGAUGAUGAGAAUUUCGACAACACGACAAACGCGGUGUCCUUCUCAAUGGACAAUUUCGGGUGGCCCAACACCAAUUCUUCACGUUUCUUCGUGACAUUUGACGAAUGUAGAUGGAUGGAUGGUUACCACGUGGCAUUUGGGGAGCUGGUCUCUGGGUGGGACACACUGGAUGCUGUCGAGAAUCUGGGUAAGGCUUUUCUGGGUUUCUACCGCACUUUACAGGCGUCAUUGGGGGGCUACGGCCGCCAGAAGGGGCGAACGACCAAGGAGAUUGUGAUCUCAAAGUGUGGAACUCUC
Molecule: messenger RNA, 561 nt
Organism: Mesorhabditis spiculigera
Lineage: Eukaryota; Metazoa; Nematoda; Chromadorea; Rhabditida; Rhabditidae
Source: the annotation of a GenBank genome assembly